Molecule: messenger RNA, 1904 nt
Organism: Physcomitrium patens
Lineage: Eukaryota; Viridiplantae; Streptophyta; Bryopsida; Funariales; Funariaceae
Product: auxin-repressed 12.5 kDa protein
Source: RefSeq, a predicted model, not a curated record
UUGCAGAUAGAGCUUAAGAGGGCCUGUUUCCUCCGGGCCCAAAUCUUUCCCACCUCGUUUCGCACCGAGCUUUUCUCAAUCCCGAUCGUCUCGUUUGACGCUGCUGAUCGAAGUCAUUCCACCGAUUACUCUUGCUGCCCUGCAUGCUCCCUUCUUCCCCUGCCGAGCUUUGUCCGGAAUAGCCCAAAUCGGACAAGUUUUGUCCAAUUUUUGCUGCGUUCUAACGCAGAGUCUGUCGAGUAUCGUGCUGGUGUGAAAUUCAGUAGCUAGAACAGAGGAACUGCGGUCAAUUUUUGGGGGAAUUGAAGCUUAUGCCCCUGCUCUUUGGACUUCCGAAUCUCAGAAGACCUGUUUGAAGCCAUUGAAGCAAGGUUCUCAAGCUGUCGCGUGAGAUACAGCAGCUUGAUCUGCUUUUGUGGUAAUCAUAUUCAUUUUCUGUUUUAUCACUUCUAGUUGAAUUUUUCGAGAAUGGGGUUGUUGGACAAGCUCUGGGACGAUGUUCUCGCGGGACCUCAGCCUGACCGGGGCUUGAAGAAGCUACGCAAGGAGCGGUUGGCUGCGGGCUUGUCAGAUGUUUUCCAAGACGACAAUGAGGAUUUUGCUCAGCGGAUGAUGGACCGUCGGAGGAGUGCCGAAUUUCAGCGCUCUCAGAAUGAGGCUCGUCGUGUCACCCAGAGCAUUUCGAUAAAGAAGCCGCUCAUGCUUCGUCCCUUAGACACCGACUCUCCUGCAAAUUCCCUUGGAAGCUAUGGAGAGUUUUCGAGCCCUCCUGCAUCGCCCUCUUUGGCCUCACCUUCUCCUAGCAUGUUUAGAGAAAAGGAUCGAAGGCAGCGCAGUGUUUUUCAUCCGGACGGCAGGGAGAUAUCACGAAGCUGCUCCGGCAAGUUUGAGCACGUACCCCCGCCAACCUCACCCACGGUGUAUGACUGGGUGGUGAUCUCUGCGCUAGAUCGCUAAAAACUGUUACUAUGCAGCAUGGUUGGGCUUGCGGCGGGACGAAUUGGCUUUUGGUUUUACACGAUCAUGCAUGCAAGUCGCAUUUUAUGAUCUGAUUUCGAGGAGUGGGCAUGCUUGGGUUGCUUCAGACUAAAUGAUAAGUGUGUACUUUUAACUGGUGUGUCUGGAGGUCGUGAUCAGCGUUGUUGACUGGGAGAUGGGAAUCAGAAUUUGAACUUGGUGUUAUUCACAUCGUCAGAAAGCGAGGUGCAAGCUUUGUAAUCGAGUCUUGUUGGGACAUCGGUGCUGAAGAAGACCGGUCUCUCACCCGCGGAUCUACUAAUGUAAGCAGUCAAGGAGAAGUAGUAGUAGUAAAUAGCACACCUUGGCAACUGUUCUAUUUGCAAUGGAGAUAUAUAAAGGAAGUAACUCUGGGUAACUUUGGCGUAUGGACGCCGCUGAAUUCUUGAUAUAAGUUCUAUGUCGUCUUUUGAGACAGAAGAACAUGUAACUUCAGAUGAUGAUGAAAAAAGUAGUGAAGAGGUGGGCAUUCGGAUCCAUGAUCCAUGGUUCAUGUGCAUGGAUUAUAGAGCAAGGAUGCCGGCGCAGUUUAUAGCCUGCAGCAGAUCGGGGCCUGGGAUGUUUUCCGGAGGGGCGGGGAUAUGCACAUAUAUUGUACAGUGCUGUGUGAGGUCCUUCAGUGGCGAAGGUUGGCUGUGAUUGCUGCAGUCAACAUAUUUUGCAGGAGAUAGACAUCACGAUGCUUUUUGGUUGUUUUAUUGGCUAGGGAGCUUUUGUAAAGUAGGACAGUUUGCAGUUGACGGUGCGGAAUACGCUCUAUAUCAUCCCAGCUUUUAUUGAAGUGGUGACUAGCGAGUAGCGUGCUUCUUGUAUGUAGAUUUGAUUUAAGAAUCUUUGAUUGGUUUGCAUUGAUGACUAUGAAAUAUGAGAAUCUGUGUUGAAACACA